UUUGUUGUUAUUCUUUCUUUCUCUCAGCCAGAUCAAACAGAGUUAUUUCUUUAUCUGAAGCUGAAGAAUAAAAGCACAGAUUUCAAUGUCAUCUCAUAAAGACAGCCAAAUGUUUGAAGGAGGAAAAAGUCAAAAUGUUCUAAAUGGAAAUGGAGCCUCUCAUGGAGAAUGGGGUAGAGCAUGGAAGAUUGAUUGGUUUUCUUUGAUAAGUGUCAUCUUUCUACUCUCGUGUUCCCCCUUUAUGGUCUACUAUUUUAUAAUGUCAUGUGAUCAGUACCAUUGCUCUUUGAGUGAGCCAGCCAUCCAGUUGCUUACGGGAAAAGUUCACCUCUUAGAUAUCUGGCGCAAGACACCAUCUUUCUCUUGGAAAAUUCUAAUCGUUUACUUUUGUUGGGUAAUGUUCCAG
Thamnophis sirtalis is the source of this 406-nucleotide messenger RNA. The record is from RefSeq and is a predicted model, not a curated record. NCBI's taxonomy places the organism in Eukaryota, Metazoa, Chordata, Lepidosauria, Squamata, Natricidae.